ACUUAACUGUCUCUAAAUCAAAGUCCAAAAACCCAUUUACAAUUCACUCUAUUUCUGAAAAACGUGAGAAGAUAACAGUCGCAUCUGAUCGGUAACAAAAGCAAUGGAGGUCCGCAGAGAGAACCGCAACAUUCACGACAACCAGCGCCGCCGGUUGGCCAAACAGUUCGAACUGAAGCGCAACCUGUUCAAGGCUUUCCUCAGAGACCCAGAAAUUCCACCGGAGUUGAGAGAACAACAACAGUACAAGCUAGCCAAGUUGCCUCGAAACAGCUCCUUCACUCGCCUCAGGAACCGGUGCAUCUUCACUGGCCGAUCUCGUGGUGUGUACCAGGUCUUCCGUAUGUCUCGUAUUGUGUUUCGUGAACUUGCUUCCAAAGGUGCGCUUGCUGGCAUUAAGAAAGCUUCUUGGUAGACAAAAUAUGUUUUAAGUUUUUGGGUUUUGUUCUGUUAGAUUGAAAAAUAAAAUUUAUUUGGGCGUUUUUUGAACUGAAAUGCCUUUUUAUGUUGAUUUCUCAGAUGGGAUUUUUUGCUUUUUUUUUUUUAAAUGGAUAUGAGUUUUUGUUGUUUACAACUUGACAUGGAAUCAAAGGAAAUGUGCUCAUUGGAAAA
Molecule: messenger RNA, 612 nt
Organism: Quercus robur (English oak)
Lineage: Eukaryota; Viridiplantae; Streptophyta; Magnoliopsida; Fagales; Fagaceae
Product: ribosomal protein S14, mitochondrial-like
Exons: 1
Coding region: 104-415 (103 amino acids)
Biological process (GO): translation
Cellular component (GO): ribosome; small ribosomal subunit
Molecular function (GO): structural constituent of ribosome
Source: RefSeq, a predicted model, not a curated record